AUGCGCUGCAAAAAGCUUGAGGAGAAUUGCUUGAAAGGUCACACAAGGCAUCUAUUCGCUCAGGUGAAGAACAUCCAAAUGCCUUUCUCUGCUCAUAAAGGAACAAUCAAAAACAAGGACAGAACCGAAGCAUACGACCAGCAAGGUAUAAGGCACAGGUGGAUAGAAUACACUGAAGAGCUGUAUGCAUGCGAAAAUGAACCCGGGACUUUGCAGAAUGAUGACGCGCUGGAAUUAGAACCACCGAUCAUGGAAGCGGAAGUUGCAUUGGCCAUCAAGCAGCUUGCUAAGAACAAAGCUCCGGGCAUAGAUAACAUCCCAGUGGAAUUAUUGCGCCCUGUACCAUUGGCAGUCAUCACGACCCUGUGUCAAAAGAUCUGGGAAUCUGGCAAAUGGCCGAGAGACUGGAAAAGAUCCAUAUUUAUCCCGUUACUGAAAAAAGGUGACACCCGAGAUUGCUCGAAUUAUCACACAAUAGCUCUGAUCCCGCAUGCGAGCAAAGUGCUCCUAAAGAUCAUACAGGAGUGGCUGAGGUCAACAAUCGAGGCAGAAUUGCCCGAUGUACAAGCAGGUUUCAGGCGGGGACGCGGCACUCGUGACCACAUCGCAAACCUGCGUUGGAUCAUUGAAAGAUGUCGGGAAUAUCAAAAUAAGAUCUACCUGUGCUUCAUAGACUACACAAAGGCAUUUGCAUUGACCAUAUGCAACUGUGGGAAGCCUUAA
This is a messenger RNA of Erpetoichthys calabaricus (reedfish), 723 nucleotides long. RefSeq lists its product as uncharacterized. Lineage: Eukaryota; Metazoa; Chordata; Cladistia; Polypteriformes; Polypteridae. The record is from RefSeq and is a predicted model, not a curated record. The transcript has a single exon. The coding region runs from base 1 to 723 and encodes 240 amino acids.